Gryllus bimaculatus (two-spotted cricket) is the source of this 1826-nucleotide messenger RNA. Lineage: Eukaryota; Metazoa; Arthropoda; Insecta; Orthoptera; Gryllidae. The record is from the annotation of a GenBank genome assembly.
CUCGAGACACGAAGCUGAAUGAUUUUGUCUAGUUAAUUCAGAAAUUCAAAAUCAUCCCAAUGUGUUUCACAGUGUUAUGCAUGGUAGAGCCUGAUAUCAUGUAUGGUUCCACGCCCCCUGUUUCAGAGCAGCCGGGCAAACUGUGUAAUCAACAAGGGUCAACUGUGGAUCAACCGAGUAAUGGCCCGUGACCAUAUUCAUUUUUUUUAGUUGUUACCCUUGAGGUCUUGCUAGUUGGACACCUCUUUUAUAAACAAUUUUAGAGACUUGUUAGACUAUAUUUGAGAAUCCUGAGAUAAGGCUGAUUUUUUAAAUCCGCCAUUGCUCCUAAGAAAGGAGGAAUUUUCAAAAAGUUGCUCUCAGUCAGUUGGGACUCUGUAUAGUACAAUAUUUCAACAAAAUUUGAGAUGGUUGCAUGGGGAGGUCAACAGAAAUGAAGGUCUUCAGGAGGUCGUCAUUCGGGUGUUCUCACCUUCGAAGGACCCGGUUUCGCGCAAAGGUUGAACCAUGGAGGUUAUUUCCACCAUAGGUUGCACCAGCUUACAGCUGCAUCCAUAUGUUUAAUAUUUUAGGAAGACGAAAGGUAGUCAUGUACUUGUCCUGGGAAGGAACCAAAUAAACUUUCUGCAGCUUGUGCCUGGUCUAUACUGGAAAACCAAUAACAUUAUUUAGCUAUUCACAAAAUUAUUGUUCUAAAAAUUUAAUUUCUCUCAGUUUGUUUUGUGGAAACGCAUAGACAGCAAUCAUGAAGGCCGUAUUCGAAUGUAGAUUGGAGGCAUCUUCAAGAUAGCAUUCAGGACGUCAGACCAGGUGCGACGCGGUGCGUUGGGAAGUCGGUUUCUUACUGUACUCCUGAUUUCCGUUGCUUGCGGGCAUAGCUGACGAAGUAGGGAUCCAAAAGUACCUGUAGAACUGUUAAAGUGCUAACUAUGAUUACACUUCGAUGCGAUGAAAGGUGUUAAUUGAAACUUGGGAUACAUCACUGAUGUAGGAUGAAUGUUUAAUAAUUUGACAUUGCCAGCACAUAACCCCAUAAUACAAUGGAAAAGAGCUGACGAAACUUUCAAAUUGCUAAUAAUUACAGAAUAGGGAUGACAUUUAUUAUGAAUGGUGUUGAUUCUAAAACUCACAGUUUGUCAUGGCACAUGUCAAAUGUGGCUCUUCAAGAUCUACGUCUAACAGCUAAAGGAAAGACUACAAAACUUAUGAAUGAUUUCCUGAAACUAAGAGAAGGUUCAAAGCCAAUGCCACAGUGGUCACCACCUGAAGUAAGGGAAUGGAUAUGCAAAGAAGCCCUAAAGAAUAAUUUUGACUAUGAAAAAAUUGAUUUAAGAUGUUUUCAUGAUGUGAAUGGAGAAACAUUACUGAACAUGACCAAAGAUGAUUUUCAAAAAAGGGACAAAGGAAGUGGAGAAUUUAUUUUCAAAAUUGUAAAGCAACAUUCAAACAAUAAAAAAUUUCAAAGAAAAGGAAGGAGACCACUGGCAAUAAAUGAAGCUGGUCAUCAAAUUAAAAGAAAUAGAAGAAAGAAAUGUUGCUCUGUUUUGGAAUUCAUUCAAGGCCUCCUCAAGGAUCCAACAUAUUGUCCAAGUAUUAUCUGUUGGGAAAAUUAUGAGAAAGGUAUCUUCAGAUUUGUCCAGAAUAAUGAAGUUGCCAAACUUUGGGGUGAUAUUAAAGGGAACCCAAGUAUGAACUUUGAAAAGUUAAGUAGAGCAAUGAGCUCCUUCGGCUGCCAUUUUCAAGCUGAAGAGAAAAUAACAGAGCAAGUUACUACUUAUUCAGCAUGCACCAAUCAUCAGAACUAUUUGUGUGAUGUCAUGUGUUUG